Monomorium pharaonis (pharaoh ant) is the source of this 723-nucleotide messenger RNA. Its product is annotated as basic proline-rich protein-like. The transcript has a single exon. The record is from RefSeq and is a predicted model, not a curated record. Bases 1 to 723 code for a protein of 240 amino acids. Lineage: Eukaryota; Metazoa; Arthropoda; Insecta; Hymenoptera; Formicidae.
AUGUCUCAUUGCAGCAUGACAAGCCGAAGCGAGCUUAUGAUCGCAAUGUUUGGAGAUGAGAUCUCCAGUUCUAGCGGCGACGAGAGGGACGAGGGGACGGCGUGGAAAAGACGGCCGAAGGAGCCUACACCGCCACCACCACCCAGAGAGCGGAGGGUGCCUCGUCGGGGGACCUCUAUUCAACGGUCCGACGCAGACCAACGGCGAAAGGCGAGUUUCCUCGCCCAGCUCCCCCCACCACCACCAAGGGGACGCCGGACGCGAAGGAAGCUUCCCGAGGGGUAUCCCGCCAAGGUUCCCGCCGCGCCCCUUUCUACGCCCCCCGCCCCACCACCGCCCGCACCACAUCGCGCCGCGCCGCCCAGGCCCCUCGCGGCCAUUACGCCGCAACUGAUCACGCCACCACCGGCGCCACCGACCGCGCCGCCAAUCGCGUCGCCCCCGGCGCUACCGACCGCGCCGCCGAUUGCGUCGCCUCCGACGCCACCAACCACGCCGCCACCAGCGCCGCCGCACCACGGCUACCGCACCGUCCGGCCCACGCCACUCUUCCCGAACGGAACCAGCCCGGCACCGCCGAUGGGGUACACCCCCCCGGUGCGCGUGGCCUUACCGAACGGGAGGGUGGUGGCGGUGCCGUUCCACGCCGCCGUGGUGCGCCGAAAAUACCGGGUGACUGACACCGGCGAUCGAUGGAUAAUCUGUUUCGAUCGCCGGGGUUAG